Molecule: messenger RNA, 2382 nt
Organism: Sinocyclocheilus grahami
Lineage: Eukaryota; Metazoa; Chordata; Actinopteri; Cypriniformes; Cyprinidae
Product: carboxypeptidase E
Exons: 9
Coding region: 226-1590 (454 amino acids)
Biological process (GO): protein processing; peptide metabolic process
Molecular function (GO): metallocarboxypeptidase activity; zinc ion binding
Source: RefSeq, a predicted model, not a curated record
ACCCGUGCGCGUUCACCAAUUGCGCGUGUGUAAUCUUCGCGCUACACGUCCGCGAUUUCACGCGCGUCCCCGCGACUAAACAGGUAGUCAGGGCUCGCGCUCACGCAUCAGUUCUGCGGUUCAUACAGGACACGACACGACACAGAGAACCAGAGAGACAAACAGAAAGCGAGACAGACAGACAGACAGACAGACAGCAGUGCUAAGAGAGACAAGACGGGAGCGAUGACGGCGGCGGUGUUUUGCGGGGCUCUGCUGAUGCUGGCCCUGGCCUCAGGCGGGGAUGCUGCGGGGGAAGGAGCAGUCUCCUUUGAGUACCACCGAUACGAGGAGAUGCGGAAAGCGCUGGUGUCCGUUUGGCUCCAGUGCCCCUCCAUCACUCGCAUCUACACGGUGGGCGAGAGUUACGAGGGCCGAGAGCUGCUCGUGCUGGAGAUGAGCGACAGCCCCGGGAUCCACGAGCCUGGUGAGCCGGAGUUUAAGUACAUUGGGAACAUGCACGGUAAUGAGGCCGUGGGCAGAGAGCUGCUCAUCUAUCUGGCUCAAUAUCUCUGUAAUGAGUACCAGGAGGGCAACGACACCAUCAUUGACCUGAUCCACUCCACACGCAUUCACAUCAUGCCCUCCAUGAAUCCUGACGGCUUCGAGAAAGCAGCCUCACAGUCUGGUGAGAUGAAGGACUGGUUUGUGGGCCGCAGCAAUGCUCAGGGGAUUGAUCUGAACCGGAACUUUCCAGAUCUUGAUCGCAUCGUCUACAUGAAUGAAAGAGAGGGUGGAGCCAACAAUCAUCUCCUGAAAAACAUGAAGAAAGCUGUGGAUGAAAACACCAAGCUGGCACCAGAAACUAAGGCUAUCAUUCACUGGAUUAUGGACAUUCCAUUUGUCCUAUCAGCCAAUUUGCAUGGAGGAGACGUGGUGGCCAAUUACCCAUAUGAUGAGACACGCAGUGGUUCUACUCAUGAAUAUAGUGCUAGUCCAGAUGAUCUGGUGUUUAAGUCUCUGGCUAAGGCCUACUCCAGCUAUAACCCAGUGAUGUCUGACCCAAACCGGCCUCCAUGCCGCAAGAAUGAUGAUGACUCCAGCUUCAAAGAGGGCAUCACUAAUGGAGGCGCCUGGUACAGUGUGCCUGGAGGUAUGCAGGACUUCAACUAUCUGAGCAGCAAUUGUUUUGAGAUCACUUUGGAGCUGAGCUGUGAUAAGUUUCCUCCUGAGGACACACUCAAGCAGUACUGGGACCAGAACCGCAACUCGCUGGUCAACUACAUAGAGCAGGUUCACAGAGGAGUGGCAGGAUUUGUUCGUGAUCUCCAAGGGAACCCCAUCUCAAACGUUUCUAUUUCUGUUGAAGGAAUUGACCACGAUAUGACCACAGCUAAGGAUGGUGAUUACUGGCGCCUGUUGGCUCCUGGUAACUACAAAGUGUCAGCAUCUGCUCCUGGGUACCUCACUGUGGUCAAGAAAGUAGCUGUACCCCACAGCCCUGCUACACGGCUGGAUUUUGAGCUGGAGUCGCUGGAAGAGAGGAAGGAGGAAGAGAAGGAGGAGCUCAUGGAUUGGUGGAAGAUGAUGUCAGAGACACUCAACUUCUAACUUACCUGAGGCAGACACCAUCACAAGCAUUAUGGGUGUACUAUAUUUAUUGUUGUCGUAUGUGUGUGCUCAUCAACAUAAAAUAACAUAAUUCCGUUUUUUGGUUUAUUUUGAUUGUUUUACAUUAGAGGCACUGCAUUUGAACAUAUUUACAACAGCCAUAUGCGCAUAAGCCAUUCAUACAUGUUAGCAAAGACAACCAGUGUUAAAGCUGGGCUAAGUAUUUGCAGAUAUGGUUGUCCAUGUAAAUAUGGAUGAAUACAUGUAUUGCCACUAAAUAAAAUGCUAUGUAGGUUUGGUGAAGUGCCCCUAAUGUAAAGUUGAUCCUAUUGCACUGUUUUUGCGAUUUCGAUCAACCUGGUUAGUGUUAUUUUAGAGCAUUGUGUAUCAUUUGCCUGUGUUUCCUGCAGGCAUGCAAAGGUUAUUACAUAUACUGACAGAAAAAGAAUCACGGAUAACACAGAAAGUCGAUAUUGUGGAGGCCGAUCUAUUACUCUUUUGUAAUGUUGUGUUUUACAUUGAUAUUGUGAGAUUAUUUUGUAGCUAUGGUCACCAAUCACACCAACCAAUCAGAGAGCACUGUGUUGUGAUGAACGUACAUGUCAGCAAUGAAUAUUACUAUUUAUUCUGAUCGUGACUGAUUAUGACUGAAGCCAAUGUAGACAGCACUCAUUCACACCUAAUCACAAGUCUCUCUCUGUUCAAACACUGUCCUGUGGUUUUAAAUAACAUUCUGUCAGGACCACUAUCGUCAGAAUGAUAGAUACUUAGCAUAAAGUUUGGUUUGGCGGU